AUGGCCGGCGCGGAGUACUCGACGGCGUCGUACGUCACCCAUGUCAUGCAGGGACUCCCGAGCUGCUACAGCCUCCUGAAGCGGCUGUCGAUGGCGCCGAGCACACGGGCGACGCUCAACGAGGACACGUUGACCUCGUACAUCCUGCAGGACGAGGCAAUGCAGGAGGCCGAGCGGUCCCAAGAGCUCUUGGCGCAGGUAAACUACGUCGCCCCGGCGAAGCAAGGCGGUCGACCAGGGCAGCGUGGACAGUCUGGAAGUGGUGGUAGCAGUGGCUCGAAGCCGGCCAAGGAAGUCGACAAGAAGAAGUCGACCAAGGACAGUGGUCGAGGAGGAGGAAGUCGACGUCGAGAGUGCUGGCUGUGCGGUGACCCCGACCACCUCUCCUUCGAGUGCCCCGACCGCGGUGACUCCGACGACGACGACGCCAAGGGAGGCCGUGGAAGGUCUGGCAGUCGUCGUCCUCGUCGAGGAGGAAACCAGCCGUGCAAGGAGAAGCAGUCGACCAAGUCGUCGACCUCGGCGAAGGACGCCGACUCCUCUGCUGGCGGAAAAGGGCGUGACGACAAGUCGGCGUCGUGCUCCCUGGUCGGCGUCGUGGAGCCGACCGUCUCGCUGGCGCCGGAGGCCAGCGAGGACUUCCAGGCGGUGGCGGCAGCUGUGCAGGCUAAUCCGGCGGUGGUCCUGCUCGACAGUGGCUGCUCCCACCACCUGAUGGGGACGAAGGACGCCUUUGUCGACUUGGGACCGAGCGGCGACGUGAAGCACGUGCGCGGCUUCAAUGGGGCGCUGCAGGACGUCCAGGGUCGUGACAUUGUCGCUCUGCAAGGGGAGGCCAGAAAGAAGGUGCUCAUCCCCGACGUACUGUACGUCCCGGGUGUACGGGCGAACCUGCUCUCAGCCGGCCAGCUGAAGGAGAGCGGCGUGAAGCUGCAGGAGGACGGCGACGGGAUGUUGCUCGUCUCAGCGGCGGGAGACGUUCUCGGCCGGGCGUCCUACACCGGGCGAGUCCUCUGCACCGACCUGCGUCCCUGCUCAACGAGGUCGACGUCGACCAGGACGGAGGCCGUGGCCCUGCGGGCGAUCGUCUCGGCGACGAAAACGACGCCGAACAGGCUGCACGUACGGCUGGCGCACGUCGGCAUGGACACCAUCCUGAGCUCAGCGAAGCACGAGGUCGCCACUGGGCUGGACCUCAAGUCGACGUCGGGCACCGACUCACCGUGUGUCUCGUGUGUCGGCGGAAAGUUGGCGCGGCACACCUUCCCCGACCAGGGCUCCGACGCCGACGAUGUGCUAUCCAUCGUGCACAUCGACCUGUGCGGGCCAUUCCGGGUGGCCGCCAAGGAUGGCAGCCUGUACUUCUUGCUGCUGAAGGACCGCAAGACCCGCUAUGUGUGGGUGAGGCCGGUCGCCAAGAAGUCGGAUGUGCUGCUGGAGUUCCAGAAGUGGCUGGUGUUGGUGGAGAGGCAGACGAAGAAGUCGGUGCUCAUGCUUCGCUCCGACCGGGGAGGGGAGUUCCUCGGGAAGCAGUUCACCGACUUCGUGGACGGGAAGGGGAUCGUCCACGACCUUACCUGCCCGUACACCCCGCAGCAGAACGGCAUGGCGGAGCGGGAGAUGAGGACGGUGGUGGAGUCGGUGCGGACGAUGCUGCUGCACAUGGGCGUCCAGAACCACUGGUGGCACCUUGGUUUGCAGCACGCUGUCUGGGUCCGCAACUGCCUGGAGAGGUCGGCGACGCCGGGGACGACACCGUACCAGUUGCUCACCGGGAAGAAGCCCGACUUGUCGCUGGCACGCGUGUGGGGCUGCAUGGCGCAGUUCCUCGUCCCCGAGCAGCAGCGUGGUGGGAAGCUGAAGCCGAAGGCCAAGUGGGGCCUUCACCUUGGCGUGUCGGAUGCGCGCAAGGGCUGGGAGCUCCUCGACAUCGUUGACAACCGAGUGGUCACCACGUCGGACGUGGUGUUCUACGAGGACAUGUCGCUGGAGGUGUGGAAGUCGGAGCACGGGCCGGUGUCAGGACGGACACCGACCACCCCGCCAACCGACACCUCGCAGGCGACGCUGCCUCUGCUCGCGGAGGUCGGUGAGCUCGCUGCUGGGGACAUCGAGGUCGACCAUCCUCCUUCCCCUCCUCCCACGACCCAUGUUUCUCCCCUCGUGGCCGACCUGCGUGGACUGACUCCGGUGUCGGCCUCCGGCGAUGAGGGGAGUAGUGGGACGUCGCCUGCGGCCAAGAGCAUCGCCGGUGGCCGACGUGACGAGCGGCAAGUCGACGUGGGAGUGCAGGUUGAGGAGGAGCAGGUCGAGCAGGUUGAGGAGGAGCAGGUCGAGCAGGUUGAGGAGGAGCAGCCAACAGGGGAGCAGGCAGCAGUGAAACCGACCACGGAGCAGUCGGCAACCGGGCGGUCGGCAGGGGAGCCGACCACAGGGGAGGAGUCGGCCAGGAAGUCGACGGAGCUGCAGCAGGACGACGAGGGGGAGGACGCCGAGGAGUCCCUUACGAGUGACGUGGUGGAGGUUCUGCCUGAACCCCGGAAGUCAGGUCGGCUUCGGAGGCCACCCGAUUUCUUAGUCCCCGCUGCCUUCAACACGGUGUACGACGUGGACGCCGACGACCUGGCGUACGAUGAGGCCGAGGAGGAUGAGGAGUUUCUGGAGCUCGACCCCGACAUGCAAGCCGACCCUGAGCGCCGCUGUGACAUCUCGACGAUGACGGUGAAGGAGGCCUUGGCGAGCUGGAAGGGCCUGGCGGUGAAGGCCGCCAUGGAGGAGGAGAUCCGCAGCCUCAUCAACAUGGGCACUUGGGAGCUGGUCGAGCGCCCACCUGGAGUGAACAUCAUGAAGAACCGGUGGGUGUUGACGACGAAGUACCGCAUCGACGACACCGUCGAGCGCGAGAAGGCGAGGCUGGUUGUGAAGGGCUUCACGCAGGUGUAUGGCGCCGACUACGACGAGACGUACGCGCCGGUGAGCAGCUACGUCACGCUGCGGAUCUUCCUCAGCAUCGUCGCCAUCCUCGACCUCAACCUGAUGCAGCUCGACAUGAAGAAUGCCUUCCUGCAGAGCAAGCUCGACCGCGUGCUGUACAUGUACCAGCCGGACUACUUCAAUGACGGGACCGGCCGGGUGUGCAAGCUGCUGAAGAGCCUCUACGAGCUGAAGCAGUCGCCGCUGCUGUGGUACAAGGCUCUCAACGACGUGCUGGUCGGCGCUGGCUGGAAGAAGAGCCAGGUCGACGAGGCCCUCUACUUCAAGGUCGGCGACAACAAGGUGACCUGCUGGGUGCUGGUCUACGUCGACGACCUGCUCGCCGCCAGCAGCAGCCCCGCGAUGCUGAAAGAGCUGAAGGAGCUGCUGGAGGCCGCCUUCGAGCUGCGCGAGAUCUCGCCGGUGCAAAAGUACAUCGGGCUGGCGACGUGUCGGCGAGGAAGCUGCUUCGCGGCGACGACGACGAGGCCGGACAUCGCCUUCGCCUGCAGCAAGCUGGGGAGCGGACUCACGGUGAGGAGCGACCAGCACUGGCGCGAGGUCGACCGCUGCCUUGCCUAUCUCGCCAACACGCGUGACACCGCCUUGGAGUUCGGCGGUGGACCUGAGUCGUUGGAGCUAGUCGGCUACGUGGACGCCGACGACGCCGGCGACAAGCAGAACCGGACGAGCACGGGUGGCUACGUGUUCGUCUACGGAGGGGCCGCGGUCUCCUGGUCGAGCCAGCGCAUCAAGUGCGCGACGCUGUCGUCGACUGAGUCGGAGUACGUGGCGGCCGUCGAAGCCGGCAAGGAGGGACGCCGACUUCGCUUCCUCCUGGCAGAGUUCCGGCAGCUGGAUGCUGGGAAGCCGACGGUCUUCCAGGUGGACAACAAGUCGGCUAUCAUAGUCGUCGAGGGCAUGGGGUUGACAGGCAACCUCAAGCACAUGGAGCGGCGACAGGCCUGGCUGCAGCACAUGGUGAAGCGGGGGAAGUUUUCGCUGCAGUACAUCCCGACUGCUAAUCAGCCGGCCGACUUCUUUAUGAAGGCACUGCACUAUCCGGCCUUCAACCGGUGCUCCGUUGCAAUCGGCCAAGUGCGCCUGGCCGACGUGGGCGACGACGACGUGCAGCAGUAG
Molecule: messenger RNA, 4113 nt
Organism: Closterium sp. Yama58-4
Lineage: Eukaryota; Viridiplantae; Streptophyta; Zygnematophyceae; Desmidiales; Closteriaceae
Source: the annotation of a GenBank genome assembly